This is a messenger RNA of Truncatella angustata, 7841 nucleotides long. RefSeq names its product polyketide synthase. The record is from RefSeq and is a predicted model, not a curated record. Gene Ontology annotation, biological process: fatty acid biosynthetic process; secondary metabolite biosynthetic process. The coding region runs from base 132 to 7841 and encodes 2569 amino acids. The transcript is spliced from 8 exons. Lineage: Eukaryota; Fungi; Ascomycota; Sordariomycetes; Amphisphaeriales; Sporocadaceae. Gene Ontology annotation, molecular function: phosphopantetheine binding; oxidoreductase activity; fatty acid synthase activity.
GUCGAUCUGUACACCCGAAUUUCAGUGAAUUUAGAGAUAGAGCUAGUCGCUUAUCUUCGUUGUACGGGCCACACUUAUUAGAUUUACUUCUUUGACUAUAAGUGUACAUCUUGCACUUGCAAGGCCUCGACAUGACGAGAGAUCAUGAGAUGACAACGGGGGAUGACACAAUCAAUGGCCACAACGAGAGUUGUCCGAGCGAUGAUGCCAAGGGGCCGGGUCCGGGCGCUCCGAUUGCAAUUGUUGGCAUGAGCUGCAAAUUUGGAGGUGAAGCGACAAGCCCGUCUAAGUUAUGGGAUCUUUGUAUGGCUGGUAAAGAUGCUUGGACACCAAUUCCUAAGGAACGCUUCGAUGCCGCUAGUUUGUACGAUAAGCGAAAAGGAAAAUUAGGUCGGCAUUUCGUUGAAGGCGGUCAUUUUCUCAAAGAUAUUUCUUUGUUUGACUCGGCUUUCUUUAAGUAUACCACAGAUGUGGCAAAUGCAAUGGAUCCGCAAAUACGCAUGUUGCUUGAAUCUGUUUACGAAAGCGUGGAGGAUGCUGGCAUCCCAAUUAAGAAACUCGCUGGAACAAACACCUCGGUAUUUGCGGGGAGUUUUAGUACCGAUUAUUCAGAAAUGACCCUACGGGACCCUGAAACCAUGCAACCUUCGUACAAGACUGGUAAUGGCAUUGCCAUGUUGUCAAACCGUAUAUCCCAUUUUUAUGAUUUUCACGGGGCCAGUAUGACCAUAGACGUGGGCUGCUCGACCAGUUUGGUUGCCUUGCACCAGGCCUGUCAGUCCCUACGGUCUGGCGAGUCUGAUGUUUCCAUCGUUGGGUCGUCUCUUGUGUGCCUAUCGCCAGAUAUGUUUAUAGCGAUGUCUAUUGCUGGGGUACUUGGUCCAUCUGGCAAGUGUUUCGCCUGGGACGAACGUGCCGAAGGAUACGGACGUGGUGAAGGAGUAGCAUCUCUCGUCCUCAAACCUCUUGACAACGCCCUACGAGAUGGUGACCGCAUUCACGCCGUAGUUCGAGAGACAGGAUUGAACCAGGACGGCAAGACGCCUACCAUCACCUCACCCUCGAUGGAAGCACAAAUCAACCUCAUCCAGGACGUUUAUCGCCGGGCCGGGCUAGAUCCCAAAGACACAGGUUAUGUUGAAGCACAUAUGACUGGUACACCGACUGGCGAUCCAAUUGAAGCUGAGGCUUUGGCACGAACAUUCGGUUGUGGGCGCGACCUCGAGAAUCCAGUACUGGUUGGUUCGGUGAAGCCAAACAUUGGCCAUACAGAGCCGGUCAGUGGACUCGCCGCCAUCAUAAAGACUAUAUUCGUAUUACAGCAAGGAGUGAUUCCACCGAAUGUGAACUACGAAAAAGCGAGCCAAAAGAUUCCGUUGGCGGAGUGGCGAUUAAAGGUUCCCACAGCUCUUACGUCCUGGCCGGCAGACAAGCCAAGACGGGCAUCAAUCAACAAUUUUGGCUAUGGCGGCACCAAUACCCAUGUCAUUUUAGAGGCACCACCGGUGCCCGAAUAUUCUGAUGAUGACAACAUCUUCAAUACUAGUGAUACUCAACAAAAGGAUAGCUACUCGCGGAUAUACAUAGUCAGUGCCAAGGACUCGUCUUCAGCCCAGCAGAUGAACAAGAACCUGGCAAAAUAUAUUCAGAAAUCUCUCACUCAAGAACCACCGCUUUCUCCCAUCGACCUAGCUUUUACCCUGGCAGAGCGCAAGUCGCGGUUUCCUUGGGCGACAGCCUUGCGUGCCAACGACCUAGCAGGAUUGGCUGAUCGGUUGGAUGAGUCGGAUCGUAAAGCACUACGAGCUAUGAAUAAACCUCGACUAGGAUUUGUGUUCAACGGCCAAGGCGCUCAGUGGUAUGCUAUGGGGCGCGAAUUGAUCGAGCGCUACCCUGUGUUUCGCCGCUCGUUGGCCGUAGCUGACAAGAUCUUGAAAGGUUAUGGAGCGACUUGGUCUUUGCGAGAUGAGCUUCAACGCAGUGAAGAGGCCACACGCGUGCACGAAAUUUGCCUGAGUCAACCGCUAAGUGUAGCACUCCAGCUUUGUCUCAUUGACCUGCUGGCAUCAUGGAAUAUAAUCCCUUCCGCCGUGACAAGUCAUUCCAGUGGUGAGAUUGCCGCUGCGUACGCUGUUGGUGCCUUGACUUUCCGACAAGCUCUCGGGGUUGUUUAUUUUCGUGGAGAACUCGCUCAAAUUCACCAUGAACGCAGCGCUGUAGUCGGUGGUAUGCUGGCUGCGGGUCUGAGUGCUGAAGCAGCCGCCGAAUAUGUGAAAGACACGACAAAAGGGAUUGUAGUUGUGGCGUGCCACAAUAGCCCGAAUAGCGUCACCUUAUCGGGUGAUAUGCUCGCCAUUGACGAAGUGGCUGCACGCCUGACACAGAACGGUAUCUUCGCGCGGAAGCUGAACGUACCUCUGGCGUACCACUCUCAUCAUAUGGUGGCGAUGGCACAAGACUAUACUGAUCGUCUACAGGGGAUCAUUCAACCUAGUACCAGCUGGAAUGGAGUGCUAUUUGCAUCCCCGGUGACAGGAGACAUCGUCACAUCGUCUCACACAUUGAGUGGUGAACAUUUCGUUCAAAAUCUAGUAAGCCCUGUGUUGUUCAGCCAAGCAUUCGAAAGAAUGUGCUUCAGCCCCACGAUGUCGGAUGGAACGCCGCGACCAGCAGGACAAGAAAUGAACGUUGAUGCGGUCGUCGAGAUUGGCGCCCAUGGUACUCUAUCAGGACCUAUUCGUCAAAUUUUAGGUGAUCGCCGCAUUCCCUACGUAUCGUGUCUCAAAAGGUAUAGCCAUGCGGUGGAAACAAUGCAAGAUGCGGCCUGCACGUUGUUAGCUCUGGGAUAUCCUGUAUCGCUAGCUGAUGUAAACUGCCACCAGCAUGGGAAGUAUGUGCCUGGCUUACCCACCUACUCCUGGAACCAUUCUACGCCGCACUGGAUUGAGUCACGCCUCUAUCGCGAGUACCGCCACAAAAGAUUCCGGCCGCAUGAGCUCCUGGGUAGCCCCGUUCCAGGCACGAAUAGACAGACACCUACAUGGCGCAAUUUUCUGCGAUCUAUGGAUAUUGAUUGGUUGGCUGACCACAGACUGGGAACGGAUAUAGUAUUGCCAGGUGCGGGAUACGUCGCUAUGGCCAUAGAAGCGGUACGACUCCUGAGUGACACAAGCGAGGAAACUAUCGCAGGCUACCGUUUACGAGAGAUUGACAUCUUGAAUACACUGACUAUACCGGAAACCACGACGGGUGUUGAGACCCAGCUGAUACUUCGCCCUUGCAACGACAAAGAACUAGACCAUAAGGGCUGGUAUGAAUUCGAAGUUUGGUCUGUUUCUAGCAGUGACGAUACCUGGAUCAAGCACUGCAGUGGUAACAUCACGGCAGAGAUGACCAGCGAUAUUAGAGAGAACGUCACCAGAUUCGCUUCGUCUAUUCCAAGCGUGGACUCAUUCUUUACGGCCGAUGCGCCCAUAAGGGAAGUCGAGACUGCCUCCAUAUUCGCUGGAUUGCGUUCAAUGAACUUGUUCCAUGGCCCUGUUUUUCGGAAUUUGAUUCAAUGUCAAGCCACACCGACGCAAUCCGUCGCAGUCUUCGCCAUAUCACCAGCCGCUGCUGGCAGCGAGCCGACAUAUGUGCUUCACCCUACAACAUUAGAUUCACUAAUUCAAGCGGCAUAUGUGUCGAUACCUGACGGGACACAGCAGCGAGCCAUGGUUGUACCACGCUCGAUACAAAAUCUGUAUGUGCCGCGUGAUCUUAAUCGACAAGCGGGCAAAAAACUUACGGCGUUCGUUGAUCUCAUUCAAGCGGAUCGCAGGGGCGCACUGGUCACCGCAACUGCUAUCAAUGAUACUUGCGAUGGGGCGUUUCAUGCACAGCUGAGACUGGAGGGCCUCUAUUGUCAGGCCUUGCCACUCGAAAUCGAGAACUCUGUAGACAAUCAGGCUUCAGCGCUGUGUUCGCAAACCAGCUGGGAGGUGAGCAUUGAGCCAGGUAUACCAGCGGCCUUCAAAAAAGCACUUCAGAAUCAACUGAAUGAACCAGACCUCAAUUUUGAAAAGAAGCUGGAUCGUGUCUCCUUUAACUUUAUUUCAGAUGCUGUCAAACAAAUUGCCGACUUGAGUAUUGACGUUAAAGUUUGGCCUACAUACCUGCAGCGUUUCUAUAAAUGGAUGCAUACUGUUGUGGCGCUUGGACAGGCGGGUGAACUCGGCCAAGGCAGCCGCGUUUGGUCAAAGACUAACGCUGGAUUGAAGCAGCGUCUGGCUGAUGAUGUGGCGGCUGAGUCUGACGCAGGAAAGCUGAUCGUUCUGAUGGGAGAGCAGCUCCUUGCCAUCCUGCGUGGCGACAUAGACGCCCAGACGCUGCUACAGGCUGACGGCCUCCUCGACCGAUUCCAUGAAUCGCUUCCGCGGCUGCAACAACGCAGUUACUCACAGCUACGUCAAAUAAUCGCACAAUAUGCCACCAAUAAGCCCGGUGCGAGCGUGCUUGAAAUCAACGGGGCAAGUGGAGCAAUUACCGCAGAAGUGCUGAAGGGCUUCGCAGCACGGAAUGAGGAAGGCAGCUCGGGAACCUUAAUCGGUCAAUACGAUUUCACCGACAUCUCACCAGCUAAAUUUGAAACUGUGCAAACGAAGUGUGUACCAUGGGAGGCAUUGGUGGAUUGUAAGAUCCUCGAUAUCAGCACCGAUCCUGCAACGCAGAAUUUUGCAAUGAACAGUUACGACCUGAUGCUUAGCAACAACUUGGCCUUGGCUACACCGGACUUAUCACAGACAUUGAGACAUAUGCGCCAGCUGCUGAAGCCUGGCGGUAAGCUCAUGCUGGUCGAAGCUACCAGACCCAGACUAGACACGUACAUGGUAUUCGGUGGGCUGGCACAGUGGUGGGAGGGCAAAGAUGAUAUUGACUUGAUUACCCCAAUUGAACGCUGGGAUCACGCGCUUCGUAAGCAUGGAUUCUCAGGAGUGGAUUUCGAAGUCAAAGACUGCGAAAAUGCGGAAUUCCAAGCCAACAGUGUCAUCAUGACUACUGCUGUCGAGGAAACAGCGAUUUCGCCAGCCUACCCGAGUGCUAUGUCCAUCGUCUAUGCAAACGGUAUCCCACCAGCAAAGGCAUGGUUGGAUGAGUUGGAAGCGGCCCUGACCGCACAAACUAGCGCAAUCGUGACUGUCGAGCGUCUCGAUGAGGUGCAACCCCAAUCUCAUGUUGUGUACAUCUUCACUCCGGAGAUGCUGGUUCCUUUCCUGCAUGAAAUUGACAGUACCGGGUUUGACCAACUUAAGGCGUUACUGGUCAUAGGGCAAGGUCUUUUGUGGCUGAGCUGCUCUGACACUAUGAAAGCUCAACAACCGAUAUAUUCUCAAUCCACUGGAUUGCUGCGAACCGCAAAGCAGGAAGACGCUACCAAACGCUACAUCUCGCUCGAUUUCGACACCGUGGAGGAAGGUCCAUGGUCAUCUGCCACAAUCCCGCACGUUGUGCAUGUUGUCCGACAAAGCUUCAAUGAGCAUAUCGACGCCACUGACCUCGAAUGGGAGUAUGCAGUGCAGAGUAACGUGCUACAUGUAGCUCGCGUUUAUCCAAGCCCUUCACAGGACCAUGCCUCCAGCGAAAUACCAAUUGACCCAAAGCCGACAGUACAACCGCUCUGGCAGCAAGGCCGUCCUCUAGUCUGGGAGACUGUGCAAACUGUGGGGACAUUGAGCAAUCUCUAUUUUACUGACGACUUAUCUGGUAACAACACAAUGCUCAGAGCAGGCAUGGUAGAGAUCCAGACGCAAGCCAUGGGGCUAAAUUUCCGCGACGUCAUGGUGGCUCUUGGUCAGAUUGAUGAAUCGCGCUACAUGCAUGAUGCGGCCGGGAUUGUCACACGUUUAGGGCCCGCAACGCAGGUCAGCGGACUGAAGGUCGGCGAUCGAGUAUGUGGCGUGCUAGACGGGCGUUUUGCGACACACCCACGCGCCCUGUGGACAAGUCUCACCAAGAUACCUGAUGAUAUGUCCUGGGAAGAGGCAGCUUCCUUACCCAUCAUCUUUCUGACCUCAUUCAUCUGUCUAUUCGAUCUUGGACGUUUGCAGCGCGGAGAACGUGUGUUGAUCCACGCUGGCAGUGGUGGUGUUGGUCAAUCUGCCAUCAUGUUGGCUCAGCACGCUGGAGCAGAAGUCUUUGUGACAUGCAGCAGUGAAAUUAAGCGCGACCUGAUUAUGACACAAUACGGUCUUGAUGCGGAUCAUAUACUCUCCAGUCGUGAUUCAACCUUCGCUACAGCCAUCUUAGAGCGUACUAGAGGCGCCGGAGUUGAUAUCGUAAUCAACUCCCUCUCCGGCCCGCUACUGAAGGCCACUUGGGAAUGUAUGGCCCGGUUUGGUCGGUUCUUUGAGAUUGGAAAAGUUGACAUCGAAGCUUCGCGUCGCCUUGACAUGAACCCCCUAAAACAAUGUGUUCAAAUAUGCGGUUUCGAUUUGAUUCAACACUGCGCGUUCAAUGGGACGGCGGUUCAACGUGCCUGGACAUCUAUCAUGUCGCUUUGGGCUGAUCGAAAUAUACGUGCGGUGAGCCCUGUAAUCACAUAUCCGGUCGCGGAAAUGGAAACAGCCAUGCGACGGAUGCAACGCGGCGCACACAUCGGCAAACUGGUCCUUCUUCCAAACUCGGACACGCAGGUCAAGGUCUUGACACGUACAGCCACAAUAGCCUCUCUUGAUGACCCAAACAGCACGUAUCUGAUAGCGGGCGGUCUUGGUGGUAUCGGCCAUGCUUUAGCAAAGUGGAUGAUGAAUCGUGGAGCUCGACAGAUCGUUAUCGUCUCCCGCCGUGCAGAGUCACAUCCGCAGGCGGCAUCUCUGAUAGAUCUGGGUCAAGUUCUGGGUUGCAAAAUUGUUGUGUGCAAUUGUGACAUUGCUCAGGAGGACCAGCUGGUACAGCUGAUUGCAGAUUGCGCAAAUAACAUGCCUCCAAUCCGCGGUGUAAUUCAGGCGGCAAUGGCGCUGCACGAUACCAUCCUAGAGCGGUUGACUUAUGAGCAGUGGCAGAACAGUAUCAAGCCGAAGGUGGCCGGUAGUUUGCAUCUUCAUCGUCAUCUGCCUGACCUGCGCUUCUUUGUCAUGUUAUCUUCCAUCGCGGGAGUGGUUGGUCAUGCAUCACAGGCCAACUACGCUGCAGGCAACACUUUCCAAGACGCACUGGCGCGUCACCGCACGGCGCAGGGAAUGCCUGCCGUGGCCAUUGACUUAGGCGCUGUUGGCGACGUUGGUGUGGUGGCUGAAUCAGGAGAAAGUAUGCGAGAGCGAGUAGAGCGUAAUCUGGGAUCCAAGGUCAUUCCUAUCGGACGAGUAUUGAGACUGAUUGAGGCUGCAGUAUGUGAACCUCUCCGCUCAAGUCAGGACGCGAGCCAAAUCAUCACGGGAAUCGCCGACUACGAGCAGAUUCCCUCUGGAACAGCUAUCAAGCGUGACCGUCGAUUUUCUACACUUCGAUUGGGCAACGCGGUGGGCGCAACAGCCACUAGCGCCAUGGCAACACGCACACGCAACCCGGACGAGGUGCUCAAGCAGUUAUUGUCGACAGCGGCGCCGGCGAGUAUCGAGGCCGUUACGUUGGUGACAGGUGCCCUAACACAGAAACUAGCGACAUUUUUCAAUAUGGCGGCAGCGGAAAUUGACACAAGCGCGAGUUUGUCAACAUUAGGGGUGGAUUCGCUGGUGGCAGUUGAAUUGCGCAACUGGCUCAGUAGUGUGGUACAGGCGAAGGUCACCAUUUUUGAGAUUCUACAAACAGCAACGAUGAAGGACUUCGCUGGGCUGGUCACAAAGCGUAGUGCAUUGAUCGUCUAA